AACCAUUCCAAUCUCCGGUCUGAUCGAGUGAUACCCAGACCAAGCAAGAAUCCCAAUAAAUAGACUCGGAACACGAUGGACGCCUCGGUAGAUUCGCUGCCUUACUAUGACAAGGAGCUGGAGAUUCCAGGCCUGAAAGACCUGGUCAAAUCUGAAGUGGACAAGGAGAUGAAGAGGAUGUCGAAAGUCGGAUUGGACGAUCCGAGGGUACCGGCCGAUCUGGAGCCUUUCACCUCACCACACCUCGCCGAACUCCUCUCCGCCUACCCCUCCCAGACACUACAGACGACCAAGGCGAUCGACCCGUCCAAGUGGAACCCGUUCAGGCCGGAAGAAGGGGAUUCCACCGAAGAGUGGCAAGAGGCCGAGAGGAAAGCUAGGAUCGGGCUGAGCAUGUUGAAUGGGAGGAACGAAAACCUCUCCCUCCUCUCCACCUACGGCCCGAACGCCUGGUUGAUCCGGAACUAUCAGCUCGAAUCCCAAGCGAAAGAGGUCGAGGCCGAGGUCGAGGUGUGGAAGGAAAAGGUCGUCGAGGUGAAUAGGAAGCGGAGGGUCUUUCAGGAAUCUACGGGGAAACACCUAUCGUCCCUUGAAAACCGGUGGCAAGACCUGAUCACGGGUACGAUCCAGCUCGAGAUGGCGAGCCGGGCGAUGGAGCUCGAAGUCGAGGUGUUGAAGGGCCAGGAAGCUAGGCUGGAACGGGAUCUCGAGGGGAGGGUAUAGCGUGGUGGAUGAGAAGAGAAGGGCUUGUUGGGUAUCGCUAGCUCGCUAGUCUGGUCUCGUACGAGGAGUUCCCCGAAAAGAAGAAGUUGGAGGGAACGUGCACGGUCGAGGUCGCACGUGUCUCGUCAGUCUAGAUCGAGGUGAAAGAGUACCUUUGGGUCGAAGGCGGACUUUCGGAUCCGACGAUGAGUAAUAAUGGAAGGGCGUAGAAUCGGUACUGUGUCUCCGGUGUUUCCCACCUUGUUGUAUCCACCAUGACCUUCUUAUCCGGAGACAUACAGUUUGCGUAGCAGGCCCGAGGAAAGGCAAAGGGGGA
Filobasidium floriforme is the source of this 1039-nucleotide messenger RNA. Its product is annotated as Pre-mRNA-splicing factor SPF27. NCBI's taxonomy places the organism in Eukaryota, Fungi, Basidiomycota, Tremellomycetes, Filobasidiales, Filobasidiaceae. Gene Ontology annotation, biological process: mRNA processing. Bases 76 to 723 code for a protein of 215 amino acids. The transcript is spliced from 5 exons. The record is from RefSeq and is a predicted model, not a curated record. Gene Ontology annotation, cellular component: catalytic step 2 spliceosome; precatalytic spliceosome; Prp19 complex.